GACGACAACAGGUACUAGAAAAAAAUAUUUUCCGUUGAGAUCUUCUCUUCCUCCUAUAGCUUCUUCCCCGCGCGCCAUUUCUCUUGCGAUUCAGCGCGGGAUGGAAAGCUUGAUUGGGCUCGUAAAUAGGAUCCAGCGCGCGUGCACCGUGCUCGGCGACUUCAGUGGCGAAGGCGCCGCUGCACUUCCCGCCCUCUGGGAGGCGCUGCCCUCUGUCGCCGUCGUUGGGGGACAGAGUUCCGGAAAGUCCUCCGUCCUUGAGAGCUUCGUUGGCCGCGACUUCCUUCCGCGAGGAUCAGGGAUUGUGACGAGGCGGCCGCUUGUGCUGCAGCUUCACCAGGUUGAAGAAGGGCAGCCUGAGUAUGCCGAGUUUCUUCACUUGCCGAAUAGGAAGUUCACCGACUAUUCUCUUGUGCGCAAGGAGAUUCAAGAUGAAACUGAAAGGUUGACAGGGAAAACAAAACAAAUUUCACCUGUUCCCAUUCAUCUCAGUAUUUACUCACCACAUGUUGUAAAUCUCACAUUGGUGGAUCUACCUGGUCUCACGAAGGUAGCCGUAGAGGGGCAGCCAGAUAGCAUUGUGCAAGAUAUUGAGAAUAUGGUUCACUCAUAUGUUGAAAAGCCCAACUGCAUCAUACUGGCAAUUUCUCCUGCUAAUCAAGAUAUUGCAACGUCUGAUGCAAUGAAACUUUCAAGGGAAGUCGAUCCAACAGGUGAAAGGACUUUCGGAGUUCUGACAAAGCUAGACCUCAUGGAUCAAGGAACUAAUGCUCUUGAUGUUCUUGAGGGAAGGGCUUACCGAUUACAACACCCUUGGGUUGGGGUUGUGAACCGUUCUCAAGCUGACAUAAAUAAAAAUGCUGACAUGAUUGCUGCCAGGAGAAGGGAAAGAGAGUACUUUGCUACCAGUCCUGACUAUUCCCACUUGGCUAACAAAAUGGGAUCUGAAUACCUCGCGAAGCUUCUUUCACAGCAUUUAGAAUCUGUGAUCAGGGCACAAAUUCCAAGUAUCACUGCUUUGAUUAAUAAGACUUCUGAUGAACUUGAGGCAGAAAUGGAGCGAAUUGGUAGACCCGUCGCAGUGGAUGAAGGGGCUAAGCUUUACACUAUAUUGGAACUUUGUCGUUCAUUUGAUCGGAUUUUCAAAGAACAUCUUGAUGGAGGGAGACCUGGUGGUGAAAGAAUAUAUGGAGUUUUCGAUAAUCAACUACCGGCUGCUCUCAGGAAACUUCCAAUUGACAGACAUCUUUCUAUCCAAAAUGUGAAAAAGGUUGUCUCUGAAGCAGAUGGUUAUCAGCCUCACUUGAUUGCUCCAGAGCAAGGUUACCGUCGUCUUAUUGAAGGAGCUAUAGGCUAUUUUAGAGGUCCAGCUGAAGCAUCAGUUGAUGCUGUACACCAUAUUUUGAAGGAAAUAGUGCGCAAGUCAAUUGGGGAGGCUGAGGAUCUGAGGAGGUUCCCCUCUCUAAAGGCUGAACUGGCUGCUGCCUCUUUUGAAGCUUUAGAAAGAUUUCGUGAGGAUAGCAAGAAAACAACACUGCGACUGGUCGAUAUGGAGUCGUCAUAUCUAACAGUUGAGUUCUUCAGGAAGCUUCCACAAGAGGUUGACAAGGGAGGAAAUCCUGCUUCAGCCUCCACUGUCGAUCGAUACGGCGAAGGCCAUUACAGGAGAAUUGCAUCAAACGUUUCAUCCUACAUCUCCAUGGUGAUGGAGACGCUCAAAAUCUCUGUGCCAAAGGCAGUGGUUUACUGCCAAGUUCGAGAGUCAAAACGUUCUUUGCUUAAUCACUUUUACACGCAAAUUGGGAGAAAGGAGGGAAAGGAUCUGGGAAAGCUUCUGGACGAGGAUCCGGCAUUAAUGGAGCAGAGGCAACAGAUGGCGAAGAAAUUGGAGCUCUACAAAGCUGCAAGGCAGGAGAUUGAGUCUGUCUCGUGGUCCAGAUAAGUGUUCAUUGGUGGUUUCAAUAUACUUAGGCAUUGAUGGCGAUGGCAUAGAAGAAGUUUCUCCAGAUAUGGAAUGUACAGUUUGUAAGUGAAUAAAGAACUCUGCAAUUGACUUAUUUUGAAAGAAAAUUUUGUCUUGAGAUAAUUAAUGGUGGAGAAGUAUGUUUUUUAUUGAUUUUA
This is a messenger RNA of Dendrobium catenatum, 2121 nucleotides long. RefSeq names its product dynamin-related protein 1E-like. Gene Ontology annotation, cellular component: microtubule; cytoplasm; membrane. Bases 101 to 1942 code for a protein of 613 amino acids. The record is from RefSeq and is a predicted model, not a curated record. Lineage: Eukaryota; Viridiplantae; Streptophyta; Magnoliopsida; Asparagales; Orchidaceae. Gene Ontology annotation, molecular function: GTP binding; microtubule binding; GTPase activity. The transcript is spliced from 14 exons.